GAGGAAUUAGAGGGAGACUGAACAGCAGAGAGAACCAUCAUCCAUAAACUUGCACAAUGGCUUUUAGAGCCUUCAGACUGUCACAUGUGUACGAAAAGCAAGCGGCAUCAAAAGAAAAGGGCAAAUCCGGCAUUCACUGCGUCGAGUGCUACGACCGAAAUGUGUACGUGGGGACGAGAGACGCAUCAGUCCAGCACUUCAUCACCACCGGUGACACGAACGGAGACCUGAGUCUCGGUUCAAGCGGACUCAGAGAAGGUAGGGCAAGGAAACUGGGCUCAAGCAACCCCGUCGCCCAGCUGAGGACAGUCCCAGUUUUCAACCAUCUGCUGAUCCUGUGGGACCGCAGCAUCAGCGCCCUCAACAUGUUCUCCUUGGAGCCGGUGUCAGCUCUGAAGAAGAUCCAGCACGUGUCUUUGUUCGAGGUGUGCGACUCGUCAGCGCGGACAGGAAGUGUGGAGAUGGUGACGUCAUCCAGCCGCCGGAAGGUGAUCCGGAUCCACGCGGUGGGAGUGGACCGGUGGGAGGUCGUCAAAGAAAUCCCUAUGCAGCAAGAUCCAGUGGCCUUGGCGGUGGAUGGAGCGAGCCUGUGCGUUGCCACUAGCGACAGGUAUCUCCUCUGUGACACUCAGAGCGGGAGCAGCGAGGAGCUUUUCCCUCACGAUCACAGCAGGCAGCACGUUGUGGUCGCCUCGGUGGGGCCAGGCGAGUUCCUCCUGAACGGGCCUGAAUAUUUAGGCAUGUUUGUGAUGAAGACAGGGAUAUGCCAGCGCCCUCCCCUGCAGUGGCCCCAGGAGGUGCUGGCAGCCAGAGUAUGUUUCCCUUACAUACUAACCCUGCAGCCCCAAACGUUGUCUGUCUACAGCAUGUUAGAUCAGCAGUGCAAACAGACUGUGAGUCUCAAUGAAGCAAAGGGGCUUCUUUCCACAUCAGAUGGUGCGCUGGUGUUCACAGAGAGAGACAUUUUCAGCCUGAGCAUGGUGCCGUUCAGGGAGCAGAUCCAGGCUCUCGCAGGACAUGAGAGGUUUGAGGAGGCCUUGUUGCUGCUGGAGGGAGUUCAAAGUCAUCGACCACUGGAUUCACACAAGGAGUUGCAGAAGGCCAUCACUUGCCUGGCUGGAUUUGCUCAUUUUUACCAGGAGGGCUUUUCAGAUGCCAGAGAUCUGUUCAUCAAAGGAGAGCUGGACCCCAGAGAAAUCAUCCAUCUCUACCCCGACGUGCAGCUGUGUCUCGCCCAGGACUUUCAAUCUGGCCUUGAUCAAGGAAACAAGAGCAGGGACCUCCAGGUGCUCUGGCAGGAGGACAGGAACACAUUUCAUCAUUACCUGGAAUUCCUGGGAGAUCUGCUCAGGGCGGUCAGGGGGACCGAGCAAGGCCUGAGGUGCAGUGAGGAGGUGGACAGCGCCCUCCUGAGGUUAUAUGUCAUACUGGAGGACACGGAAAAUCUGCAGCAGCUUGUGGCUCUUCCUAAUGAGUGCAGCCUGGACCACUGCGUCCCUGUGCUUGAGCAAAACAACAGGUUGUUUGCUUUAGGCUGCCUCUAUAAAAGCCAUGGAAUGGAAACUGAAGCAAUAAAGACCUGGGUGAAGAUAACGGAAGACCUCCACAGAGAUCCUGCAUGCUCAGAUGUGUAUGGGCACAUAGUGAAAACACUCAGUGAGCUGAAAAGCCCAGAUAUUGUGUGGGCAUUUGCAGACUGGACUCUGCAACAAAACCAGGAGACAGGGGUGCAGAUUUUCACCAGGCGUCCGCCAGAUGACCUAUUUGACGCAAACGACGUCCUCACUCUCCUGCACAAGUAUCCCCUGGCUCUGCUUUUGUAUCUUGAAUUCCUAAUCAAUGAUCUUAACAAUGAGGAGGAGAGCUAUCACAACCGCUUGGCCCUGGCAUAUGUUACUCAAGCUCUGAGACAGGAGGAGGAAGAACAGUCAGAUGUGAGAGAGACCAGAGGGAAGCUGCAGCAGCUGCUGUGGGAAUCCAAAUUCUAUAACAUCUCUGUUGUGUAUGAGAGUGUAAAAUCAACAACCCUGCACACUGAGAAGGCCAUUCUCCUUGGUAGGAGAGGUGAACACUUGCAGGCCCUUCAGACCCUCGUGCAUCUGGAGAAAGACCUCCGAGCAGCAGAGCUGUACUGCUGCAGGGCUGCCCGGGGCCGGGACUUCAAGUCCAAGGAGGUCUUGCUCCUCAGCCUGCUCCAGGUCUACCUGAGCUCCCAGGAUCUCAUAAGUGCUGCCGUGGAUCUGCUCAACAGUCACCCUCAGGCCUUCUCAGUGGAGACUGUGAUCCAGCUGCUUCCUGAAACCUGGUCCGUUCAGCUGGUCUCCCAGUUUUUAGUCGGAUCCUACCGGCGAGUCUUUCACCAGAGGCAGACGGUGAGGCUGCAGAGGGCCUUGUCCCAGGCGGAGCUCUUGAGGCACAAAGCCAUUUGGCUCCAGGCCUCAAAAACAAUGUUCAGAGUGCUGAAAGAGCAGAAGUGCAGGGUCUGUCAAAGAGAACUUGCAGAGCCCCAGUUUUCCUGCAACCUGCAAGGAGAGCUGAUUCAUGUCACUUGCACCGGCUGCUCUGCGUAA
Molecule: messenger RNA, 2570 nt
Organism: Salarias fasciatus (jewelled blenny)
Lineage: Eukaryota; Metazoa; Chordata; Actinopteri; Blenniiformes; Blenniidae
Product: transforming growth factor-beta receptor-associated protein 1-like
Exons: 12
Coding region: 57-2570 (837 amino acids)
Biological process (GO): autophagy; vesicle-mediated transport; intracellular protein transport
Cellular component (GO): cytoplasm; membrane
Source: RefSeq, a predicted model, not a curated record